AUGACCGAAUAUGUUGAUUUGACCAUUGACCACUCUUAUUCCCAAAAGAAAAAACAUGGUUUACAUGUAAAGCACAUUUGUGCUCAAACAAUGGACAGCAGCUCCCAGUUUCACCAGAAUAUAUUAGAAGGUUUAAAACUGCCUAAAAGGAGCACUCAGCUAUUAAAUAGUUUAAGCUUUGAAUAUUGCUGCAUAUUUGGUAAAUGGGGGAGCAACAAGCACAAACCAUAA
Messenger RNA from Parnassius apollo (apollo), 231 nucleotides. The record is from the annotation of a GenBank genome assembly. NCBI's taxonomy places the organism in Eukaryota, Metazoa, Arthropoda, Insecta, Lepidoptera, Papilionidae.